UAUUACGGGAACGGGAAUAUGUUAGAGUAUAUUCGAUCGUGUAUACGUGCGUAUGUAUCGAACAAAUCGGAGUAUCUAUAAUUCAUCAAAGCUUAAAAAAACGAAUAGGCGUACAAAUAAUUUUAAACAGGACGAAAUUAGAGAAAAUUAUUUAUGUGGCUGUCAUAACGAACGAAGCGUACACUAUUUUGCAAGUCGGCAAUAAUCGGUUACUUAAUUAACGAAUUAAUUAGCCGUGAAGAAGUGGAGAAAUAUAGAUGGUGCUCGUCGCGUGGAUGAAGCAAUAGAAGGCUGAACUCAGCGCGCACCAAGUCAAUAUUUGAUCCAUAAGAAUCACGACCGUUGUCGAACGUAAGCUGUGAGAUGAUGAGAGAAUAUUUAUAAAAAUGUGCGCCUUAUUUAAACAAGAACACACACGUACGCGCGUAAAUUCUUGCGUAUACAACAUAUGUUAUUGCACGAAGCGCAAGAAGUCUAGCAAAAGUAGUUACUUUGGAUUCUCCGACGCCGAUUGACGUAAUUCUGCAUGAGAUUUAAGGAAAGCAGUGAUGCUAAUUAACCUUAAUUAACACCUCUGCAUUUAGCUCCAGCUAGAUAGAGAGUGAAGAGUUUUAUUAUCCGAUCGGAGCUCAUCAAGUAGUCAACCUUUCAGUCAGUCUGUUAUCUGCGAUUCUCGCGCAUAUGUACAUAUUCGAAUUGUCAUAAACUCAUGCCACGCGUCAUACACGAUCAAGCUGUAAUUAUUAAAAUAUGAAUGAAGAAAGAAUCUCUUUCCAUGGAGAAUAAGAUGGAUGUUUAGCCAUAUUAUACCUUCUGCUGAUGAACAUUUUUUAACGACAAGCAAGUGGAUGCGUACAAAGAGUUCUUUCCUAACUGGUACUUUGGAUAGUUCGGAGGAGGCAUUAUAAGAAGCAAUUAUGAAUUCAAAGCAAGCGGAAAUAUGGCUGGCGGUGUUGUAUAUCGGAUCCAUGAUAUUCUCCGUCACGUCUGUUAUAUCUCUGGUGACUACAUGGCAGAAUUGGGUAGUAACGUUAGACGGUUGCAUCGACGUUGAUUGCGGCUGUAUAUUGUACGGUAUCAAUACAUUUCGCACAUUUCUCGGCGGCGACGAAAAACUAUGCCAUUUCGCCGCGUACGCUCUCACACCCAUCAUAAUAAUCAGCUUGUGUCUUGGCGCCUAUCAUGGAUACAGAUGUUGCAUACAUAAAAACUUAAACGAACCUAAACAAAUUAAUGGGGGACAAAUGUACAAUGACGACAGAAGAAAUCAUAAUGGGUAUGUUGUGGUCCAUAUAAAGAAGAGAGUUACUUUUAAGAGGUGGAUGCCUAUCGGUUUCCUCGCAGCGUUGGUCUGCUGCCUGUCUCUCGCCCACGCGGUCGUGAUAACCGAUGGCUACUAUAAAACUUGCGAACAGUAUAGACGAAAUCUCAUUCAACUCUUGGGUUCGAGAGGCCGCGAAAUUUUAGCGAUUCAUAACAGGUUGUCGUGCGGUGCAAUUUUCGAUUUCAUGGAUUAUGUUGAGCCAGAUAAGAAUAACUGGAGUCGCACCGAGAUGAACACCGGGAUCGCGCUUCAUCUCGCAAUAUAUACGAGCUGGUUCAAUUUCGUCGCUUGGAUGGUCGCGUGCUCUAUAAACUUCAUCAUGGCGAGGAAAAGGCAGCGCAAGUUAGGAGAAAAAUUUUGUUGCUGUUGAAUGACAUCCUUUAUAAAAUUAAUUAGUGGCAAAUUCUUUGACAGUAUUUUGGUAAAAUAUGAUAUAAUAAAUGAGGAUUUCCUCUGAAGAAAUAUAACAGAACAUAGGUUAUAUAUUCGCGUAUAUAAUUGAUACUCGUAUUAAUAGUAUACAUUUUAUUUAUGUAUUUUAUACAGAGAUAUAGUGUUUUCAAUAACUAUUUUCUUCGUAUUUGUGCCUAAUAUCAAAAAAUUAAAGAUUCAUCUGCUCUGCCGUGGAAAAUAAUCGCGUUCCUCUUUCAUAUUCUAUAUAAUCCCAUUCUCUUUAUACAUUUUUACACGAUUUUUAUUACUAUAUUACACAUACACAUGUGCGCACACAUUGGAACUAUAUUUUUGAUCGUCCCAUGAAGUUUAAAAAUCCACACUGUGUUAAACUUAGUAUAAACGAGAGCGCGUUAUUUCUUUAUUAUCUUGUUGAAAUAUGAUAAUUAUAUUAUUCAUGAUAAAAUUGGUAAAAAAUACUCUAUAACCUGUUAGUGCAGGCAGUGACACAAUUUAAAUAUAACUAAUAAAAUAUAUCCGUAAAACUUCCCGACACACAUAUUUAGGACAUUUAUUUUUUUCCUGCGUGACAUACAUGAAAAAGAAUACGAAGAAGAAAAAACCUAUAAACCAUACAAUAAAUAAAACAAUAUGUGAAAAUUUAAAGAAGGAAUGUAUCGUAUCUAUAUACUAUAUACGCGUAGAAGUAAAUCAUAAGAAUUUAUACAAUCGAAUUAUAUUCUUCUUAGGGUGUUAAAUUAAAAAUGCUCAGUAUUUCCUAGUACCUCCAGUUAGUUCUAUUUUAUACAUGGUGCACAGAAUGAUGAAGUAUAUUAUUUUAAGGCUUGGAAUAACAACGGUUCUUCCGUAUGUUCAAUAAAUACAUUGAAAUUAUUACUUCUCGUUGAAUUUUCAUCAUGUCGGUUCGCUGAAAUUUAAUGUUUAAUUUUCUAUGUUUACAUAAAUAACUCUUAUUUUUCCAAUGACGACAUUAAAAAUAUGUUUUAACUUCCCCUAUAAAUAUACAUACAUCUCACCGUUAUGUAUAGGAACUAAACAGAAAACAAUUUCUUAGAUACAUUAUCCCUUACAUAUACAAAUACAAUUGACUCUGUUUAUCUUAUAAUACUAUCAGCUUUUAUUCUACACAACAGCAGAGACUUGCAAGCUUGAACGCUACUCGAUAAAGGAAGGCACCUAAAUCAUACAAGCUAUAAUAUCUACAAAUUAUGUUACAUUUUGUUAUAUACAUAUAUAUGAGGCGGGGCAUUUUAAUCGCUAUAGGCAGAUAUCUAGAGAACUAAGAGAGAUAAAAAAGUUGUAUGUAAAAGUUAUAAAUUUUCUUGGGAGGAAGAAGAAAAUAACGGAUUUUAAGAGCUAUACUAAGGUCAAGAUCAACAUAAAUUCUUUAAAUGAAAACUCCUAUUUUUUGUUGUAUAUUUUUGUUGUAUAUUUUAACUGACGUCAAGACGUUUUCAAAACAUUGAUUAUAAUCAAUUAUAGUUUUAAGUUGAAAACUAGAGUGCAAUCUAUUUCAGGCUGCAAAUGCUUUGAAAUAUUCUUUGAUUGAUCAAUUCAAAAAAUUCUUUCUUCCUGAUUAGCUGACGAAGCAUUUGCAGCGUUAAAUGGUUCGCACUUUAAAAAAUAGGGGUUUCCGUUUAAAUAAAAAAUUCAUAUCUACUUUGACUAGUUCUUGUAACAUCUCCUAUUCAAAAUUCGUUUUUCACUUUCUUUCCUCUAAAAAAACAUACAUUUUACGAAAUUUUAUAUAAAUUUUUUUACCUCUCUCAAAGGGAUGCUGGAGUAACCAAAUUAUCACAUUACAAUCGUA
Messenger RNA from Mycetomoellerius zeteki, 3548 nucleotides. RefSeq lists its product as uncharacterized. NCBI's taxonomy places the organism in Eukaryota, Metazoa, Arthropoda, Insecta, Hymenoptera, Formicidae. The transcript is spliced from 6 exons. The coding region runs from base 918 to 1694 and encodes 258 amino acids. The record is from RefSeq and is a predicted model, not a curated record.